Nicotiana tabacum (common tobacco) is the source of this 1623-nucleotide messenger RNA. RefSeq names its product RING-H2 finger protein ATL52-like. Lineage: Eukaryota; Viridiplantae; Streptophyta; Magnoliopsida; Solanales; Solanaceae. Gene Ontology annotation, molecular function: transferase activity. Gene Ontology annotation, biological process: protein ubiquitination. The record is from RefSeq and is a predicted model, not a curated record.
UUCACCUUCACCCUUCAAUGCAACACUCAUAUUUUCUUUCUGUUUCAUUCUUCCAUUGCUCUUCACUUCCUUCUAUCUUAUCUCAGUAUAGUAGGGACACUCCUCACUUAAAUUCUUCUCAUUUCUCUUCCUUUUCUGUUUUCUGCCCACUUCUCCAAUUUAGUUGUUUACUGUCCUUGAAAGUGUGAUGGUAAGUAUUUUGUGCCAAAACUUCUUUUUCUUGUCUCUGUUUCUUGAGUUUGACAAAUGGUGCCUGUAAAUAAUUCAAGAGCAUAUAUGAGCACAAGGGAUUGUUCUCAAGGAUUUUGCAGUUCAUACUGCCCACAGUGGUGUUAUAUAAUCUUCCCACCUCCACCUCCAUUUGAUGACUUCCCUGAUGAUGAUGAUGAUUCUGGUCCAAAUUUCUCUCCUCUAAUUAUCGGCAUCAUCGGAAUUCUUGCCAGUGCUUUCCUUCUAGUUAGCUACUAUGUCAUAAUGUCAAAGUGCUGUGGGCACAGAAAUGCUUUUAGAAGAAGGGAUGAGGAUCAUCUUAAUGAUUCAGAAUUGGAAGAGAAUCAAGACCCUUCAAAUCUUGAGGCAUGGCAUGUGAAUACGACAGGUUUAGACGAAUCCCUGAUCAAGUCGAUUACAGUGUUGAAGUACAAGAAAGGAGGUGGAUUAGCAGAGGGAACGGAUUGUUCUGUAUGUCUGAGUGAAUUUCAAGAAGAUGAAAGCGUUAAACUUUUACUAAAAUGCAGCCAUGCUUUUCAUGUUACGUGCAUUGAUACAUGGCUUAAAUCUCACUCCAAUUGCCCUUUAUGUCGUGCUACUAUAGUGUUUGUAAAUGCUUCACCACCUCCUUUAGUUAUUGAAGUUAUCGAAGCUCCACUGAUUAACGAAAGAACCUUCCGAAUCCAACCUCAAAACGACAUAGAAAUGGGGGUCAGAGAGGAGGAUGUAGAAGUUGCAGAAAGUAGAGUUCUCAAGAGCCUAAUAACAGAAAAUAUGAAUGCACAAAUUAGAAGACCAGUAUCAAUGGAUCAAGUGUCGCGAGGUGUUUUAUCUAUAGCUGAUAUACUAAAGUUUGAUCACGACGAAGAUUGUCAAAUGGGAGAUUGCCGGUUUCAUGAGAGAGAUGUUGGAACAUCAAAACAAGAAGUAGGGGAAGAAGUAAGCAGUAGUGAGAAUAGAAACAGCACACUACCACAUUGUGUGUCAAAUCCCAUGGCUAUGAAGAGAUCUUUUUCCAGUGGGAGAUUCAUGUUCCCUAAACGUGCAACAGGACAGAACAUGAUCAUUCCUUUGUGAGAUUCUUGACAAAUUUUAUGCCAAGAUUAUGCAUUUAUGCCCUUAGAUAAAGAGAUCAUAAAACUCUUGGUGAUUUCUUUCCAUCUUGGUGGACAGAAUUGCUUGAUAUCCGUACUAGUAUGAGGUAGUAGGUACCUGAUGAACAGGUGCGGUCAAGCUGACAAACACCUGCCUUUGUUAAAAAAAAAAAAAAUUUAAAGGAGUUCAUAUAAAGAAAAAAGUUUGAAAAGGUUUUUGCUCCAUGUAGUUGAGGUUUUAGAUGUUGUCAGCUCGUCUUCUAUAUGUUUCCUUUGAGUUCAUUUGUCCACAUCAAAUUAAUGCAAAAACAGGUUCAUA